Molecule: messenger RNA, 954 nt
Organism: Chionomys nivalis (European snow vole)
Lineage: Eukaryota; Metazoa; Chordata; Mammalia; Rodentia; Cricetidae
Gene: Nkx2-5
Product: NK2 homeobox 5
Exons: 2
Coding region: 1-954 (317 amino acids)
Biological process (GO): regulation of transcription by RNA polymerase II; cell differentiation
Cellular component (GO): nucleus
Molecular function (GO): RNA polymerase II cis-regulatory region sequence-specific DNA binding; DNA-binding transcription factor activity, RNA polymerase II-specific
Source: RefSeq, a predicted model, not a curated record
AUGUUCCCCAGCCCAGCGCUCACACCCACGCCCUUCUCAGUCAAAGACAUCCUGAACCUGGAGCAGCAGCAGCGCAGCCUGGCCGCUGGGGACCUGUCUGCGCGCCUCGAGGCCACCCUGGCGCCCGCCUCCUGUAUGCUGGCCGCCUUCAAGCCGGAGGCCUACUCCGGGCCCGAGACCGCAGCGCCCAGUCUGGCAGAGCUGCGCGCGGAGCUGGGCCCCGCGCCUUCGCCCCCCAAGUGCGCUCCUGCCUUCCCAGCCGCCCCCGCCUUUUAUCCUCGUGCCUAUGGCGACCCAGAUCCGACCAAGGACCCACGAGCUGAUAAGAAAGAGCUGUGCGCGCUGCAGAAGGCGGUGGAGCUGGACAAGGCCGAGACGGAAGGCGCCGAGCGACCACGCGCGAGGCGGCGGCGAAAACCACGCGUGCUCUUCUCGCAGGCGCAGGUCUACGAGCUGGAGCGGCGCUUCAAGCAACAGCGGUACCUGUCCGCUCCCGAGCGCGACCAGCUCGCCAGCGUGCUGAAGCUCACGUCCACGCAGGUCAAGAUCUGGUUCCAGAACCGGCGCUAUAAGUGCAAGCGGCAGCGGCAGGACCAGACUUUGGAGUUGCUGGGACCGCCGCCGCCGCCCGCGCGCAGGAUCGCGGUGCCGGUGCUGGUGCGCGACGGGAAGCCCUGCCUCGGGGACUCAGCGGCCUACGCGCCCGCCUACGGCGUGGGUCUCAACGCCUACGGCUACAACGCCUACCCCUACCCCAGCUACGGAGGCGCGGCCUGCAGCCCCGGGUACAGCUGCGCCGCCUACCCCGCCGCGCCCCCCGCCGCGCAGCCCGCCCCCACCGCCAACGGCAACUUCGUGAACUUCGGCGUCGGGGACUUGAACGCCGUGCAGAGUUCCGGGAUGUCGCAGGGCAAUUCGGGCGUGUCCACGCUGCACGGCAUUCGAGCCUGGUAG